Acanthosepion pharaonis is the source of this 606-nucleotide messenger RNA. The record is from the annotation of a GenBank genome assembly. NCBI's taxonomy places the organism in Eukaryota, Metazoa, Mollusca, Cephalopoda, Sepiida, Sepiidae.
AUGCAGAAUGUAACUUUCACUUCCACCCUCCUUGCAUCCUCAUCGUUCUUUCUUUUUUAUCUCUUUCUUUCUUUCUUUCUCUCUUUCUUUAUUCCUUUCUUUCUUUCUUUAUUCCUUUCUUUCUUUCUUUCUCAAACAAAUUUAUCUUAUCUUCUCCUUUCUUUCUACAUCUGCGAUUAUUUCCCUUCCACUGUAUCGAAACUGAUUUCUAUCUAUCUAUCUAUCUAUCUAUCUAUCUAUCUAUCUAUCUCACCCAGUCCAUAUCUAUCUAUCUAUCUCACCCAGUCCAUAUCUAUCUAUCUAUCUAUCUAUCUAUCUAUCUAUUCAUUCAUCUAUCUAUCUCACCCAGUCCAUAUCUAUCUAUCUAUCUAUCUAUAUCUAUUCAUCUAUUCAUCUAUCUAUCUCACCCAGUCCAUAUCUAUCUAUCUAUCUAUCUAUCUAUCUAUCUAUCUAUCUAUCUAUCUAUCUAUCUCAGUCCUCGAAUGUGAUAUUCAUUUAAUCCAACCAUUCAAUUUAUUAAAAUAUUCUAUUACUACGUUCCAUAUCUCUCUCUCUCUCUCUCUAUCUAUCUAUCUAUCUAUCUAUCUAUCACAAUCUCUUUAUUAA